AUGAACUUCGGCGGUAUGAUGGGCGGCGCGGCGCCUGGUGUGCCCCAGCAACCUUCGCAGCAGUCUCAGCUCAUGAUGGCCAAAGUGGAGAUGGCAUCCUACGCGGAUCUGUUCGAGCGCCUGUCGCGCGUGUGUUUCCAGAAGUGCAAGUUCAAAUACAACGACGGCCAACUCAACGUGGGUGAGAUGAGCUGCAUCGACCGCUGCGCCGGCAAGUACAUGCAGGCCUACAGCUCACUAGGCGUCAAGAUGGCACAAGUGGAGAAGGAAAUCAUGGACCAGGCUGCCGCUGGCGCCGGCGUGCAGCAAUAG
Molecule: messenger RNA, 312 nt
Organism: Phytophthora infestans T30-4
Lineage: Eukaryota; Oomycota; Peronosporomycetes; Peronosporales; Peronosporaceae
Product: Mitochondrial Protein Translocase (MPT) Family
Exons: 1
Coding region: 1-312 (103 amino acids)
Biological process (GO): protein insertion into mitochondrial inner membrane
Cellular component (GO): mitochondrial inner membrane
Source: RefSeq, a predicted model, not a curated record